GAACGUUGAUUGCAGCUCUUCGAAUAUUGGUCGACAAUGACGAUGACCGUUUGUUUGUGGUUCUGAACGGGGGAAUCACGCUUUGUUUCGAUGCACUGCAUACACUGCAUUCGAUUUACCAUGAGGCAACCGCUUGUCAUGUGUUUGGUGACCUACAAGAACUGCUUACUGAGGUGAUAUUGCUGAUCAGCACACUGCGAGCAAGUUGUCGAGAACAAAAGAAGCGACCACCGCCAGCUUUAAUGAAGGGACUUCCGGAUGCCGUGCGGCGGUUAGCAACACUAUUAAAUACAUUUAACCCGCCAGAAAUGCGCAACAUCGCACUGGAGGUGCUUAAGGAACUGGUCAAGUGUGCACCGCCGGAGAUCAUCAGUACUGUUUUGGUUCCAUUGCUGACCCACUGCCACACACAUAAUGUUUCACACACGAUCAGUGCUCUUGGGUCGUGCUUUCCGCGACGAGGUAUGAAGGCAACCUGGCCACCAGUUUCGAAGAAUACUCCUCGUCCGCCUAGACCGAUGGUUCAAAUGAACAUACCGCAAUCGCAGAUCUGUGAAAAGGGGCUUGACAAAGACUUUGACCUCGCAUUGGAACUGUUCUAUCGGCCGUAUCAUGAGUUCUUAGAUAUAAUGUUCCGCGUGGCGGUAACUUCCAGUCAGUUUACCGAAGCUCUGGUGCACCUGUCGUUGCUGACAGGCAUUGAGGCUGUUGUGUUGCAUUUUAACGUUUUCGCCAAGUUUUGGGUUGGCAUUUACAACAAUAAAACUACCAACAGGUAUUCUGAAUUGUUGAUAAAAAAUCCUCUACUGGUGGACUACAUCGAUGAUAUACUGAGAGAUGAGAGACUGUCACUAAAUGAUCCUGUGAUUGCGAAUUUUAUUGAAAUCUAUUAUCCGAAGAUCAAAUCACGUCUUGUUGUUCCUCGGCUGCUAGAAUCUAUCUGCCAGUUAUUGCCGGACAAAAGUAACUUGGAAGAUAUAUGUGGGGAUCUGCAAGCAAUACGCAUCAUCGGUCAACGUACCGGGAUUCCGGGCGCGGUUAAAACCCUGUUGCAAAAUUCCCUGCAUGCGGUGCUGCUUCGGUUUAAAGACGAAAUUUACAGUGAUGAAGAAACACCACCGAAAAAACGUAAAAUGACUGCUAGUUCAGGUCAGUGUGGAAGCAGUUUGGCUCAGGUACAACACCCACUGUUACAGCCAUCUGCAGAGCCAGAAGAUUCAGGCGAUCCGAAAUCGAUGACAGAAUCCCUUCAACAAGACGAACAAAAUCAGUUUGACAGAGUAAAUCAUUCCAGUGAGGAAAAACUAAGAGAGAAAAGUGUGGAAGCAGACAAUGCUUCAGUAAGAGAGCUAUCAACGCAAGACAACAAUACUGUGAGUAGUGAAGAUAAGGUCGCUGGAGCAGUCACAUUAGAAUCUAAGCAGGAACGCGAGGGACAAGACACUGAAGAAGGUAAGGCUGAAUCGGAUCGGGGAGGUAUAACCGACGACACUGAAAACAAAGUUAUAUAA
Molecule: messenger RNA, 1511 nt
Organism: Wyeomyia smithii (pitcher-plant mosquito)
Lineage: Eukaryota; Metazoa; Arthropoda; Insecta; Diptera; Culicidae
Product: ubiquitin carboxyl-terminal hydrolase puf-like
Exons: 5
Coding region: 243-1511 (422 amino acids)
Source: RefSeq, a predicted model, not a curated record